Molecule: messenger RNA, 1484 nt
Organism: Zingiber officinale
Lineage: Eukaryota; Viridiplantae; Streptophyta; Magnoliopsida; Zingiberales; Zingiberaceae
Product: plant cysteine oxidase 2-like
Exons: 5
Coding region: 364-1215 (283 amino acids)
Molecular function (GO): oxidoreductase activity, acting on single donors with incorporation of molecular oxygen, incorporation of two atoms of oxygen
Source: RefSeq, a predicted model, not a curated record
AGCUGUUUCCGGGAUGGGGGAGAGCGGAAGAGUUCGGCUCGAGACGGCACUGUCAGCUGUGCAUGGUAUGGUGGUGGUCGUAGAGCAAAACAAGCAGUUUUCUCGACGACAGGCAGUUCGAUGGCCCCUGGUUUUGCUCCCCCCUUUCGACCUUUAUACUCCCCCGAUCCCACCGCACCGAAUUUCCAUUCUUUCCUGCUGUUUCGGUGGAUCCCGACCCUUUCCCCGACGUUUUCUUCGGCGAUUUUGACUUUUUGUUGCUUGUCCGUCGAGAUUCGAUUACCUGGAGCCGGUAAAGUUGCGGUCUUGGGAGGCUCCCGGUGCGAGGAACUUGAGUUCUAGGGUUGGGGUGCUUUGGGAUCGAUGAAAGUAGAGGCGAAGUACGCGGAGGAGGAUGAGGUGCGGAAGAGGAAGGGGGAGAGAGCGGAGGGGAAGAGGAACGGGGAGAAGCCGCUGCGAAAGCAGGCGUGCGAGCGGAGGAUCCGGAGGCGGGUGCAGCCCGCUUCGACGACGAUCCAGCGUCUGUUCUUGGCGUGCAAGACGGUGUUCAAGGGCGGCCCUGGGACCGUGCCCGAACCCAAAGACGUCGAAAUGCUGCAGCAUCUCUUAGAUACAAUGCGACCGGAAGAUGUUGGGCUAAGCACAGAUACACUCCUCAAGCUUAAAGGUCCUUCAAAAGGGACCCCAAGGAUCACAUAUGCAGUAAUAUACAAGUGUGACAACUUUUCGAUUUGUAUAUUCAUCUUGCCACCAAGAGCAGUUAUUCCUCUUCAUAACCACCCUGGAAUGACUGUCUUUAGCAAACUAUUACUUGGAUCCAUGCAUAUAAAAUCGUAUGAUUGGCUUGACCCUGAUGAAUCAAAUAACCUCACCUCUUCAUCUAAAAUGAGACCAGCAAAGGUGGUCCUUGAUUCUGAUUUUACAUCUUCAUGUGACACAUCUAUUCUUUAUCCUACAACUGGCGGGAACAUUCAUACCUUCACAGCCAUCACAACCUCUGCUGUGAUUGAUGUUCAAGGACCCCCUUACUCGAAAGAAGAGGAUCGUGACAUUACAUACUACCGGGAUCAUCCCUACUGGAAAUAUCCAAAUGGUGUUCCUGCUGGAAAUGGUGUGAUGGAUGAUUCUCUUGGAUGGUUGGAAGUAGUCGAUAUCGCCGAGGAUCUAAUGAUGGAUGGUGUUCAAUACUUGGGCCCUCAGGUCAUUGAUGUUUGAUGACAAUUGUAGCCAGUUCCAGGUCAAUGCCACUCCAUACAAAAUCAUCAAAAUAUUCUAGUGGUUUCAACUUGUUGUCAUUUGCUCUUAAGCAUUAAUCAUGUUAAUUCACUUAACAAGUGGCAUAGAUGUCACACAGUGCUUUGUUGAUAGUUAGGAAGUGUAACAACUGCAGUUUAAAAGUUUGAGGGUGUUUGAUGAUUUUGAAACUUGCAAGGAACAAAAAUCUGUUUUUGAGUUAAAUAUCAUCAUGACUGUUAUUCUGCAUA